UUUUUCAAUCACUUUCAUACAAUAUAUUCUCUUGUGUGAAAAAAAAAAAAAAGAAGAAGAAAGAAGAAGUGUAUUUCAGUUGAAAUGAAGCAUUUUAUUGUUGUUUGUGUCAUCUUCUGGACAUGUACAUAUCAAGUCAUGUCCCGAACGUUGUCUGAGUCUUCUGUUGCUAAAACACACGAGCAAUGGAUGUCCAAACAUCAACGCUCCUAUACCGAUGAAGCAGAAAAGCAGAAACGCUUCAAAAUAUUUAUGGAGAACUUAGAAUACAUAGAGAAGUUCAACAAUGCUGAGAAUACGAGUUACAAGAUGGGUCUGAAUCAAUUUUCUGAUUUAACCGAUCAAGAGUUUAUCGCUUCACAUACUAUCAAGGUUUCUAGCCCACUAGUGUCAGAUUCAUCCUCAGAUACAAUACCAUUGAACCUGACUGGUAUUCCAUCAAACUUUGACUGGAGAGACAAAGGAGCCGUCACCGCUGUUAAGGACCAAGGCGUAUGUUCAAGCUGUUGGGCUUUUACAAGUGUGGCAGCUAUAGAAGGCCUUGUCCGAAUCAAAACAAAUAAGUUGAUCUCGUUGUCAGAGCAACAACUAGUAGACUGUAAUAGAGAGAACGAUGGAUGUCAUGAAGGUAACAUGGAUGUUGCCUUCAAGUACAUCAUAACAAACCAGGGUAUCGCUAGCGAAAUUGAUUAUCCAUAUGAAGGAUCUGUCGAAACAUGCAGGAGUAAGAUGAAACGGCCUGCUGUUAAAAUAAGUGGUUUUAUAGAUGUAACUCCAAAUAGUGAAAAGCAUCUGCUACAAGCCGUGGCCACGCAACCAGUAUCAGUUUAUGUUGCUAUCAAUGAUAACUUUAGGCAAUACAGAUCAGGUAUAUUUGAAGGACCAUGUGGAACUGAUCUCAACCAUGCGGUUACUGUAAUUGGUUAUGGGACAAGCCAAGAUGGCACUAAGUACUGGUUGGUCAAGAAUUCAUGGAGCCAGGGAUGGGGAGAAAAUGGUUACAUGAGGUUGCUAAGGGAAAGUGGUCAACCUGGAGGUGUUUGUGGCCUCGCCAAAGCUCCUUCUUAUCCAACUAUGUAGUUUCAAAGCAAAAUUAUAGAAUUCCGAUUUGUUCUUGUGUUUCUGUGCUGUAAUAGUAGUAUUCUGCUGAAUUUAAGCAUCAGCAGGGAUUAUCAUAAUCCGAAAAUAAAUAUGGUUAUUUUUUUUAUUUGUUAA
Molecule: messenger RNA, 1215 nt
Organism: Cajanus cajan (pigeon pea)
Lineage: Eukaryota; Viridiplantae; Streptophyta; Magnoliopsida; Fabales; Fabaceae
Product: senescence-specific cysteine protease SAG39-like
Biological process (GO): proteolysis
Molecular function (GO): cysteine-type peptidase activity
Source: RefSeq, a predicted model, not a curated record